CAACAUGGAAGAGUGAUUAACAGAAUUUCUUCUUCUUCUUCUAAGAACAUAAAUCACCAAACUCCAAAUUUCUGUUCCUCUUCUUUAGAUCUGAUCUUCUUCUUCAUUCUUCGCUUCAAUUCGAUCCAUUUUUCUCAUCGUUUUCCCGAGAAAAUUCCCUUCCCGGGAAAUGUCGCACAGCGAUACAAUUCCUCUUCAUCAAUCGUCCCAAUCGGACAUCGACGAGAUCGAAAAUCUCAUCAACGCCAGCGUUCAAACCGGCCCUUCAACUGUUCUUCCAGCUCGACCCCCAAGUCCUCCCAGGGCUUCCAUUCCUGUUUCUUCUUCCCCCUUUUUACAGUCCAAUCUACCCCCACUUCCCCCCAAAUCCACCAUUCAGAAGCCGCCGACUGUCUUUCCUACUCCACCACCGUUGCCCGUUUCCGGUAAUGGGAGGCCCGAUUUAUCGGCUUCUGGAUUUGGGUCACCUCCCAACACUCUCACCGAACCGGUAUGGGAUACGGUCAAGAGGGAUCUGUCCCGGAUCGUCAGCAAUUUGAAGCUUGUGGUUUUUCCUAACCCUUUCCGUGAGGACCCUGGAAAGGCUUUGAGGGAUUGGGAUCUGUGGGGGCCUUUCUUUUUCAUUGUGUUCCUUGGUCUUACUCUUUCGUGGUCUGCAUCGGUCAAGAAGUCUGAGGUUUUUGCUGUUGCAUUUGCACUACUUGCUGCUGGUGCAGUGAUUCUGACCUUGAAUGUGCUUCUCCUGGGUGGACAUAUAAUAUUCUUCCAGAGCUUGAGUCUGUUGGGAUAUUGCCUGUUUCCUCUAGAUAUUGGAGCAUUGAUCUGCAUGUUGAAAGACAAUGUAGUAGUGAAGAUAGUUGUGGUAUGUGUGACCUUGGCAUGGAGUUCUUGGGCUGCAUAUCCUUUCAUGAGUUCAGCAGUGAACCCAAGAAGAAAAGCUCUUGCACUCUAUCCUGUCUUCCUUAUGUAUGUAUCGGUUGGUUUUCUCAUCAUUGCCAUUGAUUGAGAUGCAUCAUCAAUGGAGUUGGUUUUGGUAAGAAGAGAUUGAAAAGAUGAUCGAGUAAUCAUUUAGGAAGUUCAUGCAGUGAUCAAUAUUCUCACACUUUACUGUAACCUUUUUUUUUUUUCCUUUUUGACUUAAUAUCAUAUAAUGUCUUGAAAGUUGAAACUCAGAUCUGCCUACAUCAUCCCAUUCACUGUCUGCAAAUUUUCUUGAUGGAAAUCCAAAACUGUGUAAUAUUUCUUGUAAUUAGAGAUGGCUUCAUUUGUUUUAGAUAUAAUAAUUUUUUUUUCUUUUUUUGGUAUUUCUUGUAUUUCCUUAGACUUGAAAAUCAGAAAUGUUGGAAAUAAUUUCUUGGAAAUUGAAAA
Molecule: messenger RNA, 1368 nt
Organism: Cucumis sativus (cucumber)
Lineage: Eukaryota; Viridiplantae; Streptophyta; Magnoliopsida; Cucurbitales; Cucurbitaceae
Product: protein YIPF6 homolog
Exons: 3
Coding region: 170-1006 (278 amino acids)
Biological process (GO): endoplasmic reticulum to Golgi vesicle-mediated transport
Cellular component (GO): membrane; trans-Golgi network
Source: RefSeq, a predicted model, not a curated record